AUGGACGAUGAUUAUAAUGUAUUGUUCAUUACUCUUCUCAACAAUUGUCUCAGUAGGUGCAUAAUUGACUAUAAUUGCCUUAAUAAGCAGCUUAUCAACAACGAAGGAUCAAACGUUGUUCUUCGUAACCUCUUGAUACAGUUCACCCGAGUUCAGAGGGAGAUUUUUUUAAAACUUAAGGUUAUUUUUGACCUCACGAAAUAUGAGAAGGGUAUAAACAAGCUCCUUCAGGAAAUUAACACUGACUACUUUAACCAAAAUGUUGUUCAGAAUCUCAACAGGAAUCUGUUAACUCUAACUAACCAGAUAAACGCCCCUCCUCCAAACAUAAAGCUUUCUGUUGAUCUUUACAACAACUUGAGGUAUGAAAGAAUGCCUUCAAUGAUGUCUGAAAUCGCCAAGUCUGUAAACACAUUUCCAACCAUCAAGUACUCCGACGAGGAAAUCAACUCAUGUAUCUUUAACAUAAAAUUACACUUUUUAAUACACUUUCAACAAUAUAAAAUGAGUUACUCAGAUAAAGUAGACCCUGUUGCUGAACAAACAGAAUCUGGUAAUGGAGGUUCACCAGUGGGUGAAAUUCGAUUCAUUAAUAAUAUAUGUAAUUAUAGACGGAGUAAUUACUUUGAUGUGGAGAUACUCUUUGACUUUAAAAGGUAUCAAAUUAUCCAUGUAACGGUUCUGGGUCAAACAGCCAACUCCCCGACACUUAUGGCCUACCUAAACCAGGUACUAAACACCCGAAGUGGGAACGUAUUUAUGGUCCUAGACAAUGCGAUUAUGAAUUACGUAAACAAGCUAAUUUUGCAAAACUUGUAUAAACAGACUCAGGCCUACUACAGCGCAGGUCACGUGGUCUUUAACUAUGACUAUUCAGAAGAUAAACUAGAAGUUCACUGCUUCAAGGACAUGCCAAGUUUACUUGAGUUCUCAGUAAAUGAGAAUAACAUGCCCGAGUUCAAAAUCAACAACACUUUCAAGGAAUUCGCCUACGAUAUUGACCUAAACUACUACAUUAAACAAAUACUACCAGACUCUUAA
This is a messenger RNA of Theileria annulata, 1041 nucleotides long. RefSeq lists its product as uncharacterized. The record is from RefSeq and is a predicted model, not a curated record. Lineage: Eukaryota; Apicomplexa; Aconoidasida; Piroplasmida; Theileriidae. Gene Ontology annotation, biological process: regulation of transcription by RNA polymerase II. Gene Ontology annotation, cellular component: mediator complex. Bases 1 to 1041 code for a protein of 346 amino acids. Gene Ontology annotation, molecular function: transcription coregulator activity. The transcript has a single exon.